AUGACCGUUGUCAUCAAGUUUCCAGGUUUCAUUGAAGGUUCCCAAGAGUAUUCACAAGCAUUGCUUGUCUUCACCAAAAAACAAAACCGUGAAGCUUUUAUGUUUCCAACUAGUGAUGAUGCAGAGAUGGAGUUUCUUAAGAUGGAUAGUGAUGAUUCUAAUUCGUCUGACGAUAAUGAGGAAUGUUGGGUGGAAGAGGAUAGAGAAUUCGAAAUGUUAUGUGGGCAUUUCCAUACAAUUUUGACAGUCGUGCUUAAGAUGAGUGCUGACAUCAUCAGGCCAGCUGUGAACUAUAAUGAUGAAGUUCCCGAAUAUAUAUUAAACAAUCCUCGAUAUUAUCCAAUGUUCAAGGAUUGCAUUGGCGCUAUAGAUGGGACACACGUUAGGGCAUUGGUUCGACAACAUGAGGAAGCAAAAUACAUUGGUCGAAAGGGAUAUGCUACACAAAAUAUAAUGGAUGUUUGUGAUUUUAACAUGUGUUUCACAUUCGUGUGGGUCGGAUGGGAGGGGACUGCACAUGACACAAGAAUUUUUAAUGAAGCCUUACAGAGAUGGGAUCUUCAUUUUCCGUUUCCAACGGGUGGUUAG
Lactuca saligna is the source of this 588-nucleotide messenger RNA. Lineage: Eukaryota; Viridiplantae; Streptophyta; Magnoliopsida; Asterales; Asteraceae. The record is from the annotation of a GenBank genome assembly.